CGAACGUAUUAUCCAAUAGAACCAAACACCAUGACUGCUCGACACGUCAGAGGGGCAAACCCGUAAAUUCGUGCCAAACAUAAACCAACCACCGUAAUUUCCAAAUCACCCUCCUCAUUUCACCACGCACCCACCCAAAAACCCCUCCUUUUUACUUUGAUUCCAUCGCCGCCGACUACUCCAACCUUUUUUCACCUCCACCGUCGCCGUCAAUCCCAUGGAACUCCUCGCCGGCGCGGCCUUCGCGGAGGGCGUGGACCCGUUUCCCGAGCCAUCCCCGGCGUUAAUCUGCCACCAGGGCUCGAACCCGGCGACCGGAGUUCGCUAUCCCGGCGAAGGCGUUCAUUACGGCCGCCCGAAGCUGAAGCCGAUCAGGUGCGCCUUCAGGUCGCCGCUGGAGGCCCCGGACGGCGGCGAGGGCCUUCGGGUGCGCGCGGGCGAUGAUGGGUCUGAGGGUCCGAGCGGAGCUGGAGUUGCUGACGCGGCGGAAGGGUGUGGGCUCGGGUCCGACCUUCGUGAGGGGAGCGGGGACCCGGGCAGUGCGAAGCGAUUCUGGGAGGAGUCCUGGGGUUCGUCAUCAGAUAAGGGCGAUGAUGCAUCGUCAGAUGUUCGAGAACUUGAUAACCGCAGGAGGAAGAGAACAACAGGGAAGAAACUCGAGCUCUUCAUGAAGGAUAUGGUAAUGAAACUGAUGGCGAGGCAGGAGCAGAUGCACCAGGAGUUAGUACAGAUGUUAGAGAUGAAGGAAAGGGAGAGAAUCAGUAGGGAAGAGGCUUGGCGGCGGCUGGUGAUGGAACAAAUAAAAAGGAAUGAGGAACUAAGGGCGCAAGAUACUUCUCGUAGUCUCGCCCUUAUUUCGUUCAUUGAGAAACUCACGGGACAUCAAGUCCCUCAACAAUUAAAUAGCUUGUCUGUUGAGGAAGAAGAAGAUGAGAAUCAAGGUUCAAAGGACGUUGAGUUUGAUCCGCCAAAUUCGGCAAAAAAGUGCAAUCCAAACCAGAAACAAAAUAAUGGGAGGUGGCCCGCGUCUGAAGUACAGGCACUCAUUGCUCUCCGAGCGUCUUUGCAACCUAAGCUUCACACGGGGUUCAAACGCUCCAUUUGGGAAGAAAUAUCACAGAGCAUGUCGGCUAUGGGAUACAAGAGGAGCACAAACAAAUGCAGGGAGAAAUGGGACAACAUAAACAAGUACUUCAAGAAGUCGAUAGAGAAAGGGAAGAAGCGUCCAGCCUAUAGCAAGUCUUGCCCGUAUUUUCAUGAACUGGAUGUCUUGUACAAGACUGGAGUGAUCGAUUCAACCAAUGCCCUCGACAGCUCGGGCCACAAACAAGAGCUCGAGCCCUGCACUGUCUAAGGUCUUCACGGCU
Messenger RNA from Rhodamnia argentea, 1367 nucleotides. RefSeq names its product trihelix transcription factor GTL1. Bases 218 to 1354 code for a protein of 378 amino acids. The record is from RefSeq and is a predicted model, not a curated record. The transcript is spliced from 2 exons. NCBI's taxonomy places the organism in Eukaryota, Viridiplantae, Streptophyta, Magnoliopsida, Myrtales, Myrtaceae.